Molecule: messenger RNA, 1725 nt
Organism: Anolis sagrei ordinatus
Lineage: Eukaryota; Metazoa; Chordata; Lepidosauria; Squamata; Anolidae
Gene: THOC3
Product: THO complex subunit 3
Biological process (GO): mRNA export from nucleus
Cellular component (GO): THO complex part of transcription export complex
Molecular function (GO): protein binding
Source: RefSeq, a predicted model, not a curated record
GGCGCGCGGGCUGAGCGUCCGGGGUGGGGUUGCCAUGGCGGCGCCGUCCUCUCCCUACGUGCAGGCCAUGCAGGAGCUCUUCCGCGCUAACACGCGCAGUCGCGAGUUCCCGGCCCACGGCGCCAAGGUCCACUCGGUGGCCUGGAGCUGCUGCGGCCGCCGCCUCGCCUCCGGCUCCUUCGACAAGACCGCCAGCGUCUUCGUGCUCGACAAAGACCGCCUGGUGAAGGAGAGUAAUUACCGUGGCCAUGGAGAUAGUGUGGAUCAGUUGUGCUGGCACCCCAGUAACCCUGACUUAUUUGUCACGGCAUCUGGAGAUAAAACCAUUCGUAUCUGGGAUGUCCGCACCACUAAGUGCAUUGCCACAGUGAACACCAAAGGGGAGAACAUUAACAUCUGCUGGAGCCCCGAUGGUCAGACUAUUGCAGUAGGGAACAAAGAUGAUGUUGUCACCUUCAUUGAUGCUAAGACUCACCGAUCCAAAGCAGAAGAACAGUUCAAAUUUGAGGUGAAUGAGAUCUCUUGGAACAAUGACAACAACAUGUUUUUCCUCACCAAUGGCAACGGUUGCAUCAAUAUCCUCAGCUACCCAGAAUUGAAACCUAUUCAGUCGAUUAAUGCCCACCCCUCAAACUGUAUCUGUAUCAAAUUUGAUCCAACGGGCAAAUAUUUUGCUACGGGAAGUGCUGAUGCACUGGUUAGCCUCUGGGAUGUGGACGAGCUGGUGUGUGUGCGAUGCUUCUCUAGGCUUGAUUGGCCUGUGAGGACAUUGAGCUUCAGCCAUGAUGGAAAAAUGCUGGCAUCAGCUUCUGAAGAUCAUUUCAUUGAUAUUGCUGAAGUAGAAACAGGGGAGAAGCUCUGGGAAGUGCAGUGUGAGUCUCCCACCUUCACUGUAGCCUGGCAUCCCAAGCGCCCACUGCUGGCUUUUGCCUGUGACGACAAAGAUGGGAAAUACGACAGUAGCAGGGAAGCUGGCACUGUGAAGCUCUUUGGUCUCCCCAAUGACUCCUAACAGGAGCUUCCUGCAGAUGCUUGUACUGAUGACUUGGGAUUCUGAGCAGGAUGUUCACAAACUACACUUGCUUUGUUCUGUAAGGGGUUUAUUGCCUUUUCUAGAGGAAGAACAGUACAAGGGCUUGGGGUUUUCUUGCCCAAUAGGCCUUAUUUUUGAAGCUUUUGUAUAUUGCCCAACUGGAAGGAACAAAAGCUGGCUGGCUAAAUCCCCAUUCACUGUCUAGGAAAGUUGUUGUUUCAAAACACAGGGGAUGCAGCUGCUGAUGUAUUGGUAUAUUUGUAUGCUGUAUCUUCCAUUGGGAAUCCAGUCCCCGUCUUCUAGUUACUCAGGGAGUUAGCAGGCAAAAACCUGAAAAUCUGGGUUACUGUGUCAUUGUCAUCCCCUUGUGUCUGUCUUGGAAUACGGAAAGAUAAGAGUUAAGUAGGCUUCCUGCAGCUACAUUUAGAAACGAUCCCUUUUCUCCUUGAAAGGAUGAUUAACUCAUCCAUUUGAAGACCAUGUGUGAGUCAGUUAUAUUCCUCUUGCACCUUGGGACAGUGGACAGAGCUGGGAUGGGAAAUGGGAAUAUUUUUAUAUGAGCCUGUUUUUUGUGUCUUUGAUAACCUUGUUCAGAUUAAUAAAUAGAGAACUUUAGUGUACUGUAGUUUUAAAAGUGCAAUGCACUGAACUUAUCAUUAAAAGGACAGAAAAUAAUGUCACUCUUAAGAAUA